Molecule: messenger RNA, 5131 nt
Organism: Diuraphis noxia (Russian wheat aphid)
Lineage: Eukaryota; Metazoa; Arthropoda; Insecta; Hemiptera; Aphididae
Biological process (GO): regulation of DNA-templated transcription
Cellular component (GO): nucleus; chromosome
Molecular function (GO): histone H3K36 methyltransferase activity; protein binding
Source: RefSeq, a predicted model, not a curated record
GCAUAGCGUUGACUGUUGAGCGGCACUCGCCGAGAGUAUAGAAAUAAGAUUAAAGCACUGCUUGCAAGCUUGUUGUGUUUUCGCUUGAGCCGUUUUCGAUUUUACUACUUCCGAUAUUUUGCAUAGUUUAUUCGAAUUUCAAAAGAGAAAGUGCRUCAAGCAAGUAAUAUUACAUUAUUUCUCAUUCUCUGAUGUCUCCUAAACUAGAAUGUGGAUUUGUUACUAUCUUAGACAUAAUUACUUAAUCAACUGUUGUUCAUAUUCAUACCCACAAUAUGGACAUAGAAUGCACCUUUUAAUUAUGGACUAUUCAAUACAAAAUCAAACAAUCAAUUUAAAAACGAAACUAAAUUAUACAUUUUUUUGUAAAUAAACUCAGCAUAAAAUGUCUUCUAGUAGUCCUCCAGUGGAUUAUCAAAAGCCUGUAAAAGUCAAAUCACGGUGGACACAAUCUUGUCAAAUAGAAAUGAUGAUGGAAGAAUCACAGUCUUCAUUAGAUAUGUCUGAUACUGUAACAGAUGUUUCAUCAAGUGAUUUAAAUGAUAGUACUGAUUAUAAUUCUGAAUUUAACUCUUUGGAAUUAAGAAAAUCUCGUAGGAUUACCAGUAAUAGAACAAACUUUAGACAGUCAAAUAAAAAAAAAAAAAUCUCUUCCAAAAAUUUUGAUGAAAAAGGACAUAAAAUGAAACAAUUUUCUUAUACAUCUGAUAAUGACCAGGAAGACACAUGUAAAUACAAUUUAUCACAAGAAUCUAACAUCAUUAGAAGACAUACUUCAGUAGAUUGGAAUACUAUUUCAAUUUUUCAAUCAAAGRGUAUUAAUAAUAUGAGUGAAAUUAUUGAUAAAUUUCCAUUAAAGCCUGUUCGUCGAGCCUCUUUACCAUGGAAGUUUAAGUUCUCAUUUACAAAAGAUGUAAAGGAUAAUAUCAGAUUGUUAGAAAAAGAUGAAUAUUAUAAUCUUUCUAAUGAUAUUAAAUAUUUAAAUUUAAAUAAGAAGCUAUUAAUUGAAGAUAACAAAUUAGUUCAAAAAGAGAAUAUAACAGAUAAAAAUACUUCCCAACAAUCAUAUUCCUUAAAUGACUGUGAUUUGAACUGUAGAGAUUUUAUUGGUUUGAGUAAUAAAUUAUUAAAUAUUACAGAACUAAAUAAAAUAUCUGCAGAAAAUUUAAAUAAGCAUAAGCAAUUUGAUGAGUCGAAUAUGGAUGGAAACCAAUAUAAUGAAAAAUAUCAAAAUAGUAAUUUAGUGAUACCUGAAUCUUUUUUAUCAAAAUCAGAAAAUUUAAAAUUUAAUCCCAUUCAUAAACUCCGAGGAAUUCGUUCCAAAAGUUGUGAUUMCAUAUUGAAAAAAACUCAUCAUUCAUUUAAACGCUAUAAAAGUGUUGAAAGUUUAAAUAAUUUAAAAGAUCCUGUGAUUGAUAGUUUUAAAUUACAAAAACCUGAAAAAAAGUCUCCCAAAAAAAAAAGGCGGCAGUCAAAAAGAAUUAAAACUAAAAAUAAUAAUAUGGAAAUACUUAAUGAUAUAAAAGUUCCAGAAGUUAAUUAUAAUCAGGUAGCUGAUGAAAUUUACAAAGAACACAAAAAUCAAUUACUUGAAGCAAGAAAUAACGAUAUAGAAUUUGAUGAAAAAUUAAAAGCUACUAAUUUUACAUUAGUUGACGAAAAUGUAUACAGACCUAGUAGGCAAGCUUUGAAAUCUUAUCCACCAUCUGAGAUUCCUAUGUUACGUAAGCUGAAACAACGGGUUAUAUCUGGUGAUAUAAACGAUUAUUGUGAGUGUACAUUAUCUAAAGAAGAUAUAAUUGAAGGAAAUACAGGCUGUGAUGAUAGGUGUCUCAAUCGACUGCUUAAAGUUGAAUGUGGGCUAGGUUGUUCUCUUAAAAGAUAUUGUACUAAUAAACAAUUUCAAAACAAACAAUUCAAGAAAACUUGGCAUGUAUUGGGUCAGUCGCGUAUUGGUUUCUUUAGUACUCGGCAUAUUGAAAAAGGCGAAGAAAUUACAUUUGAUUAUAGUUUUCAAAUCUUUGGAGAUGGUGCUCAAAUUUGUUAUUGUGGUUCAUCAAAAUGUCGUGGAUACAUCAAUAAAUCAUCUCAAAUUGCUGACCAUAAUAGUUCUGAGGAUAGUGAAAGUGCUAAUGAAAAUGUUUUUGUACCAAAACCUGAGGAAAAUAGAAAAAAGAAAAGAAACUUGGAAAAGAGGACUGCUUUUAAUGAUGAAAAUAAAUUGAGAGAGUUGGGAAGACAAUUAACAGAAAUUGCCAAAUUAAAAACUGGCUUAAAAGCUGAUCAAGAAAUGGCAACAUUGAAUUUGAAUAGACUUAUGGUACACAUUACAGACAGCGUCAGUCGUUUACAUGUGUUAACAUUUAUACGAGAACAUGAUAUGAACAAAAGACUAUUCAUGGACUUCAGUGGACUUAGUAUUAUUCAUAACUGGAUGACUUCAAAUGAAAAUGAAUCAUUCAAAUUGAUGAUUUUAGAAAUCUUAGCUGAACUACCAAUUUCAAAUAGAAAUACAAUCACGAAAUCUAAAGUAUUAGAUGUUGUUGCUGAAUGGGCUAAAAUACCACAAGAUGUCAAAACUAAAAUUGAAAGUUUAGAGUAUCCUGCUUCAGAAAUUAAAAAUCACUGUCAAGAAAUUAAUAGCUUAUUGCCAAAUGAUAAUGAAAUAAAAAAUAGUCUUGUGGAAAAGUCUAGAGCUUUGUGGAAAAAGUGGAUUGUAUUGAAGAUGGUGUUUAAAAUACCCAAAAAAGUAGAUCAACCUAAACCAACUAGUGAUAUAAAUUCAAUUAAACUUAUAGACAAUUGUUAUCAAUCUCCUAUGGACGCAACUUUGGAUCGAAAAACGUUUAGAUAUUCAAAUAAAUAUGUGAAUAAAGUACGGAAUCUACAAACUUUAUCUUCUGAUCGUAUAAAGUUGAGAAAAGAAUAUCAAUAUAAAGUGGAUCAAGAACACCAAAAAAUGUUUAGGAAAAAAGUGGUGGAUAAUUGGUAUGAAAAAGUCGAGGGAGUAAUAAAACACAAACCUGAUGAAAAUUAUUUACAUCAACACCAGUCAAUAAAUUUCAAUAAUUGUAAUAAUUCACCAUUAAAUAAUAAUCAUGGAAUCAGUGAAAAAVCCAGAUGGGAUUCUAUGUCAGAAGCAAUGCAUAUAGAUCAAAAUUCAAUAAUCAAAUAUAGUAUGCCAGAUCCUUGUUUCAAUUACAUGCCACCACAAGCAGUACAACAACCAUUUAUUCAAUUUCCACAGUAUUCUUAUACACAGUCUCAAGUUUUCUCUGAUUAUCAUUUAGUUAAUCAACCAACAUUUUAUUAUACUCCUCCACCACUGGCAUCUAAUCAACCAUUUCAAACACAACUGCAAAAUCAGAUUACAUCAAACAACAAACCUAUAUAUCAAAAUAUUGAAUCAUCUGAUCUAUCUCCAACAAAACAUCUGCUUAAAUUAGCAGAAACUAAUGUAUUUAAUUUGAUCAAUAACAGUUUACGUAAGCAUUAUAAUCAAGAUAAAAUGCAAACUGUUGAUACAGAAAUGGAACAUUCCAAAAAAUCUUGUACAAGAGCUAUACAAUCUGGUGCAGAUCUAUUAGCAAGAAUUAAAGUUAUUAGUAAUUCUUUUAAAAACCAGCCAUCAAAAUUAAUUACAAUUAAGAACUUAAAACAUAAAAAUGAUAAUACAAAACUUGAAAAGGUACCCUCAUCUGAUAUAAAGUUGAAGUCUGUUUGUGAUAAAAAUAAAAGAAUUGUUUUCAUCAAUGAAGAAAGUGGUGUGACAUCUAACACAUUAAGUGAAGAUCUGAUGCCAAUUCCUAAAACUAUUAAAGUAUCUAAAGAUAAUAAAUUUGCAAAUGCCAUAUUUAGUUCUUUGUUGAAAAAGGUAUUAAGAACUGAAAAUGAAAACUUAGUACCAAAAAAGUUUAUUUCGAAAAAUCUCAACUCUAAUAUAAUCACAUAUGGUGAAACUGAAAAAGAAAUUGAAUUGUAUAAGAAUAUGAAACCAAAAAUCUUAAAAAAAAUAGUUGGUCAUGUAAAAACUCAAGAUGGUUUUUUGGCUGUUAUAAAACGACAAUGGGGAAUUAAACUGAAAGGUUUAAAAAUAAACCGUGACGAAAUACCAGCUACUAAACGUAAUUUAAUGCGUAAGGGUAGUAUACAUCGUUUAGCUUUGAAAAAUUGUCUUGUUAAUACGACAAAAUCAGCAUUAAAGAGACAAAGUAGUAUGAAUGUGGACGACUAUUUAAAAAAACCUAAAGAAAAAAGAGUCACAUUCUGGAUAGAAGGUGAGACAUCACCAAAUUUGCCACACUCAGAAGUAAGACCAAUUAAUUUGAAUCAAAAUAUUAUGAAACAAAAACCUUUUAUGAAGUGUCAUCCAUUUAAAAUAMAAAAUGAACCUAAAUCUAUUUUUCAGCCUUCUUCUUCUGCUAUUCAAGGUGAUGAUGAUUCUCUAAUUCCUGGUCUCAAUACAACUAAUGAUCAAAUCAUAACACCUAUUGUUGCAAAAUUCAAAGCAUCAAGAAAUAGGCGCAUUAGUUUACGAGACAAGUCAACUGAAUUAGAACGAUUACGUAGUCAAAGAAAUCAUAAGAUACCUAUAAGCAUGAUGUCUUUAUCUGUAGAUGUUUUAAAACUCAUUCCUGAUAACAGAAAAGAAAUGAAGAAAGUUAUUGACUAUUAUCAUUCAAUGGCUACUGUAAUAGUAAAGACUUUAGGAUCAUAUGCUAAAAAAACAUGCCAACAAGGGCGUAUAAGRAAUGAUGAAGAUUUUAAAUAUCUUGCCAAAAAAAUUAACGAAAAUGUGUUGUUGAAAGAGUUACAAUUAAAAAAGGUGGACAAAUUAAAAAUAAGUGAUAGUACAAAAGAUAAAGUUGCCGAGUAUAUCAGAAAAUAUAUGUCACGGUUUGGAGAAGUCUACAAAAGAAAACCCAGUGAACAAACUUAUCAUCACAAACCGAAGUAGAUUUUAUGGAAAAUUUUAGUAUUUUGUUUUAGUAUAACACUUUUUAACUGCCAAUAAUUUUUAGGUUGAAGUUGUUAUACUUUUUCUAAGUAUUAAAAACUAAUCAUAAUUUUGAUUUAUUUUAGACUGAUUAGAUACUUUAUAUGGUUGAUUUAAGUAUGACUAUUUCUGUAC